Molecule: messenger RNA, 4769 nt
Organism: Astyanax mexicanus (Mexican tetra)
Lineage: Eukaryota; Metazoa; Chordata; Actinopteri; Characiformes; Acestrorhamphidae
Gene: septin12
Product: septin 12
Exons: 11
Coding region: 144-2645 (833 amino acids)
Biological process (GO): cytoskeleton-dependent cytokinesis
Cellular component (GO): microtubule cytoskeleton; cell division site; septin complex
Molecular function (GO): GTPase activity; molecular adaptor activity; GTP binding
Source: RefSeq, a predicted model, not a curated record
GAGUGUAGAAAUCCUAAAUUGAAUAGAUCUGGUAUCACAAGCAGAGAUAAACUGCAGCUGCAGCUUCGCCUGAGGAACCCAGGGUCUGAACUUCUUGUUUGAGCCACAGAAGCUGGAACUUUUUCUGUGGACAAUAAGUCAGGAUGUCAGAUAUUUCUGUGAAUGACCACCUUGAGGGGAUAUUGUCUGAUUUUGAGGCCCUGAAGAGAUCCUUUGAUAUUGAUGAUGUCGAUGAGAUCCCGACGUUCUCGCCGACCUCCUCAGUCACAUCCCCCAUCAGCCCAAGCUCCAUUCUCAGCAAAGCCAAUGACGUGCGCAGUGGGGUCAACCACAUGUCCCCGACAUACCGCUCACGGAUAAGCCUGAGUUCCAGUCCUGCUCAAAGCCCUGCCAUGAAGAACAGGAUGGUUUCCAGUCUGUCCUUUAAUCGAGGGACCAUGGGAAAGCCUACUGUCAACUCUAACAUCGGGAUCAACCGUGCAGCCUCCUUCCAGAACAGAUUCAAUCCCAACGGCUUUAAUUCCUGUUCAGGGCCUGGCAGUGACAAUGACAGCCUUCAUAGUUCCUCCUCCAGUCUGGAAUACCAGGCAUCGUCCAAAUUGAGCUCCUACACCAGCCCACCACAAAGUCCAAUGGGGGUUGGUGACUACAAGGCCCAGCGUUUGGGAAGCCCUGCUUUGAAGAAGUUUUCCUCUCAUGGGAAUGUGUUCCACUCAGAGCUUGAGGGCCCACUAGUGAUCCCAACUGAGCCGUUGGGUAUUAGCCAUGGCUCCAUGCCCUCGCUGGACCUCCAGAUGGCUGAGAGUGGAGGAAUGAGGCAAGUCGUGUCUCCUGUGUCAUCAAGAUUCCCUAAUGCUCCUGUUACCUGGAACGCACAUCGUCUCCAGAACCACAGCACAAUUGGCAAGGAUCCCUCUUCCAUCAACCAUCAGCCUCCUAAAACCAAGGAGCCUGCUCGACUCAACAAGUUCCCACUUGAUCUUGACAACCUUGUGGUGAAACCCCAGUCUCCUGAUGUGUCUGUGGCACCAAAACCUCCGCCAAGGUUCCACCCUGUGUCUCCGAGCCCCACUGUGUCUGCCAGCCCUUCUGCUUCCGUCAGCAGCUUGGACAGCACUGAUCUUCCCCUGGUUCACAGCUACACUACAGAGAAACGUGAGCCUGUCACCCCUACAGGAGCAAUUCCAGUUCCCAACAUCAGUGAAUCUCCUGUCUUGCUCUCCCCCGCCCAGACACCGCUCUUCAAUCUGGUUUCUAAGCCUCAGGUUGUCCAGAUCGCUCCUGCUACAUCGCCACAACCCACACAAGUCAACAUUGUGAGCAGUACAUCACGUAGUGAGUCUCCGGCCAAGGACAGCGUGGGCUCCAUUCUCCAGAGGAUUGCCAGUUUCUCCAGAGUUGAAGCCAGAGUGCCAAUGCCAAGCCCAAGUCCUGUCACAUCUUUAAGCAAUGGAAUCAAGAGAGAGUCUCCAGCUGUACAACAUAAGGAGCUGAAGAGAUCAGAAGACACGGCACAGGAGCUGGACUCGGAGCUGGAGCCGGCCGUCCGGAUGGAGGAGGAGAGGGAGGUGGAGCUUCAGAUGGAGGAGGAAGAGGAGCAGCCGGAGGUGAUGAAGCAGCCGGAGCCUCCACUUCCCCCCCUCAGUGAGCCUAACACGCAGGGCAUCAUUAAAGGCAGCGACCUGUUCGGCUACGUGGGCAUCGAGGCCGUGCUGGACCAGAUGAGGCGCAAAACCAUGAAGGCCGGGUUCGAGUUCAACAUCAUGGUGGUCGGUCAGAGUGGUCUAGGCAAGUCUACGCUGGUCAACACGCUGUUCAAGUCCAAGGUCAGCCGCAAGUCCUGCACUCCCAACUACGAGGAGAACAUCUCCAAGACCGUCCACCUCCAAUCAGUCAGCCACAUAAUCGAGGAGAAGGGGGUAAAGAUGAGGCUGACUGUCAUCGACACGCCUGGGUUUGGAGACCAAAUCAACAACGAGAACUGCUGGGAGCCCAUCGUGAAGUACAUAAACGAGCAGUAUGAGAAAUACCUGAAGGAGGAGCUACAUGUCAACAGGAAGCGAAGAAUCCCCGACACUCGCGUCCACUGCUGCGUCUACUUCCUGCCGGCCACAGGACACUGGUUGCGCCCUAUCGAUGUGGAGUUCAUGAAGAGGCUGGGGAAGAUUGUAAGCAUUGUGCCGGUCAUUGCCAAAGCAGACACACUGACCAUGGAAGAGAGGCUAGAGUUCAAACAGAGGAUAAGGCAGGGCCUGCAGGCCAAUGGGAUCAGAGUGUAUCCGCAGAAGGAGUAUGAUGAGGACGCUGAGGAGAGGAUAGUAAACGACAGGAUCAGGGAAAACAUCCCCUUCGCUGUGGUGGGAACAGAUAAGGAGCACCAGGUGAACGGAAACAAAGUCUUAGGCCGAAAAACCAAAUGGGGAAUCAUAGAAGUUGAAAACGUUGCGCAUUGCGAGUUUGCUCACCUGAGAGACCUGCUUAUUCGGUCCCACCUGCAAGAUCUGAAGGACGUCACCCACAACAUCCACUACGAGACGUACCGAGUGCGGAGACUGAACGAGAGCAAUGCUAAUGGACUGGGCCUUUCUGCUCUGAGCCUGGAGAACGGUACCGGCGAGAAGAGCGAGGCUGAGAGUCAGCUCUGAGUGCAGCUGAAUGAAAUCAGCCAGAUAAACCUGUGUGGAGGCUCCGCCCACACUCCAGCUGAACGUGAUCCAGGCCUUCUGCAGUGGCCUCAGAGCUCCUAACGGGAGAGGACUAUUCCAGAAAGUGAGAAGCUUGUAGAGCGGAGCGAUUGUGGAGCGAUUCGAUUGACUAAAAAGACAUUCCUGCUACAGUAAAGGCAUUUAAACGUCGUAUAUGAUGAGUCUAUUUUUAAACGGAGUUUUAUAUUGUGGGUGGGGUUCGUGUGGGAGAGAGAAAAUAAGAAAAUAAGAGAAUAACAAUGAGAAAAGAAAAGAAAAGAAAAGAAGAGAAAUUGACGACGAUGAUAUUGAUAUUGAUGAUGAUGAUGAUGAUGAUGAUGAUGAUGAUAAUGUGAGAAGAAGGAUGUAGAGAUGAAAGAUGUGAAAGGAGAAAUGGAAGACAGCAUUUGGAUCAGGGUGCGCCUUGCAUCUCUCGCUCUCGCGCUUUUGUUGUUUGUUCUACUUUUAACGCUUUUCUAGGCCUUUUAUAAAAGAGAACAACUCAAAAAAAAAAAAUGUAGACACCUAUUUUUGUUACCGUGCUCUCGCGUCCGGGUCACAGUGUGUGUUUCUAACGCUAGCUAUUUUCUUUCUUUUGUUUUUUUUUUUAUUUCAAUUUUAAGUUUUGUUUUUUUGUUUUUUUACUUUUGAGGAGGAGAAAGAACGGCUGUGAUGAAAUUAUUUUAAUUAAGUUUUUAAUGUAAGAGCAAUAUUACCAAAAAAAGAUCUUUCAAAUCUUGACAUAACCCUCGAGUGUCGAGUGCGUUCAGGUCUUUGUAGUGAUGAUGAAAGCAAAGGGAGCGAAAAAAAAAGAAAAAAUGAUUUUUGAUUCAUAUAUUAAAAAAAAGUAAAAAAGUGAGCUGAAGGAGCCGAAUAUAUCCUCAUAUACAGCACAGUCUGUGCAAAUGUUUUGGCACCACAGAAUUUAGUCAGAUUUUAUAUUGUUGAUAUUGUUGCGGGGCUGGGCAAUAAUUCAAUAUCAAUUAGGGAUGUACGAUAUUGGAAAAAAAUUAUAUUGCGAUUUUUUCUUGAUCUGCAAUAUAUUGCAAUAAAUUAAAGGUGGAUGGCGACACACUUAAAAUGUAUUGGAGGAGGCAUUGUUGAUAUUGUUGUGGACUGGGCAAUAAUUCAAUAUCAAUUAGGGAUGUACGAGAUUUAAAAAAAAAAUUAUAUUGCGAUUUUUUUUCUUGAUCUGCAAUAUAUUGCAAUAAAUAAUUAAAGGUGGAUGGCGACACACUUAAUAUGUAUCAGAGGAGGCAUUGUUGAUGUUGUGGGGUUGGGCAAUAAUUCAAUAUCAAUUAAGGAUGUACGAUAUUGGAAAAAAAUUAUAUUGCGAUUUUUUUUCUUGAUCUGCAAUAUAUUGCAAUAAAUAAAAGGUGUCCAGACCCUUCCAUUGCCAUGAUAUUGCAUGUGUUAAGGGGUUAAAAUGGGGGGAAAACUGGUUACCACAAAGAAGAUAAUGAAGAAAAACAGAUGUUCAGUCCCAAAUUGCACAUUAUUCCCUAAGUAGUGUACUACACAAGUCAGGAAACUACAGAUUGUAAAUCUAAAUGGAGCAUUAUAUAUUUGUAUUAGAACAGUAUUUACAUGUAUUCAUAUGUUGAAAUCUGAACUCUACUGCUAUAUGUAUCUGUGUAGACUUUGUAGUUUUAUGACUUAAAUAUUUCACUAUAUAGGGAUUAAGGGAAUGAGAUGAGGUAUUAUGACAUCAGCGUUUUCAUAAAGCUCCAGUUUUCUCAAAUCUAAACUGAGGUGCCCAAACUUUUGCAUAAGACUGUCUGUUCUCUAUUCACUGUCUAAAUAACUACUUUUCUGAAAGGUACACCUUGUUUUUUUUUUUUCUUUUUUUUCUUUUGUUUUUUUUGUAUUUCCAUUUCCUGUCCGUUGUUGAAAUAAUUGUGAAUAAUUAAGAUUGUGCUCUGAGUAUGGAAGCUACUGUACAGACCCCAUUCAUCAUGUUCUGUUUUCUCUGCCUCUGUUUUUUUUUUUAAUACAACAUGUACUAACAGCUCCAUCAUGUCCAUGUUAUAAACAUUAAUAUUCAUGUAAACACCAUUGAUUUAUGAUUAAAUGAUUGUCACUGUU